AUGUUUAAAAGCGGCGUUGCUCGGACCCUCGGAAGGGCUUCUUUCGCUCGACCGGCCUCCACCAUCCUUUCAUCCACAAGAUAUGCCGCUGGCAACAAUGCUCUGAGAGCUCUCUCUGCCAGAUGGGCCAGCACUGAAACCGGCAAUGUUGGCAAAAUUCAUCAAGUCAUUGGUGCCGUUGUCGACGUAAAAUUCGAUUCUGAAACACUUCCUCCAAUUCUCAACGCCUUGGAGACCACCAAUGGCGGACAAAAGCUUGUUUUGGAAGUCGCACAACAUUUGGGUGAAAGUGUCGUGAGAACUAUUGCUAUGGACGGUACCGAGGGUCUCGUUCGUGGUGCAAAAGCUAUCGACACCGGUGCCCCAAUCAAGAUUCCUGUCGGCCCUGGCACACUCGGCCGUAUCAUGAACGUCACUGGUGACCCAAUUGAUGAGCGUGGUCCUAUCAAGGGUGUCAAGAUGGCCCCCAUCCACGCCGAAGCCCCAGAGUUCGUCGAACAAUCCACAACUGCUGAAGUCCUCGUCACUGGUAUCAAGGUCGUCGACUUGCUUGCUCCGUAUGCCCGUGGUGGAAAGAUCGGUCUUUUCGGCGGUGCUGGUGUUGGCAAGACUGUGUUUAUUCAGGAAUUGAUUAACAACAUUGCCAAGGCUCACGGUGGUUACUCUGUGUUCACUGGUGUCGGCGAGCGUACUCGUGAAGGAAACGAUUUGUACCAUGAAAUGCAGGAGACCCGCGUCAUUCAGCUUGACGGAGAGUCCAAGGUCGCGCUCGUCUUUGGUCAAAUGAAUGAGCCUCCUGGUGCCCGUGCCCGUGUUGCCCUUACUGGUUUGACUAUCGCCGAAUACUUCCGUGAUGAGGAGGGCCAAGACGUGCUUCUCUUCAUUGACAACAUUUUCCGUUUCACUCAAGCUGGUUCCGAAGUGUCUGCCCUGCUCGGUCGUAUUCCCUCUGCCGUCGGUUAUCAACCUACCCUCGCCGUCGACAUGGGUGCUAUGCAGGAACGUAUCACCACCACUACUAAGGGAUCCAUUACCUCCGUGCAGGCCGUCUACGUCCCUGCUGACGAUUUGACCGAUCCUGCCCCUGCCACAACUUUCGCCCAUUUGGACGCCACCACCGUGUUGUCUCGUGGUAUUUCUGAAUUGGGUAUUUACCCUGCUGUCGACCCUCUUGACUCCAAGUCCCGCAUGCUUGACCCCCGUAUUGUCGGUGAUGACCACUACCAGACUGCCUCCCGUGUACAACAAAUGCUUCAGGAAUACAAAUCCCUCCAGGAUAUCAUUGCUAUCUUGGGUAUGGACGAAUUGUCUGAAGCUGAUAAACUCACUGUCGAGCGCGCCCGUAAACUCCAGCGUUUCCUUAGCCAACCUUUCACAGUUGCCCAUGUUUUCACUGGUAUCGAAGGUAAAUUGGUUGACUUGAAGGACACCAUCCGAAGCUUCAAGGCCAUCAUCAAUGGCGAAGGUGAUGAUCUCCCAGAAGCUGCUUUCUACAUGGUUGGUGACUUUGAAUCUGCUCGCGCGAAGGGAGAGAAGAUUUUGGCUGAACUUGAGAAGUCUUCAUAA
Uncinocarpus reesii 1704 is the source of this 1566-nucleotide messenger RNA. Its product is annotated as ATP synthase F1, beta subunit. NCBI's taxonomy places the organism in Eukaryota, Fungi, Ascomycota, Eurotiomycetes, Onygenales, Onygenaceae. Gene Ontology annotation, molecular function: proton-transporting ATP synthase activity, rotational mechanism; ATP hydrolysis activity; ATP binding. The transcript is spliced from 8 exons. Bases 1 to 1566 code for a protein of 521 amino acids. The record is from RefSeq and is a predicted model, not a curated record. Gene Ontology annotation, biological process: proton motive force-driven mitochondrial ATP synthesis; proton transmembrane transport.